Molecule: messenger RNA, 1326 nt
Organism: Nicotiana attenuata
Lineage: Eukaryota; Viridiplantae; Streptophyta; Magnoliopsida; Solanales; Solanaceae
Exons: 2
Coding region: 33-656 (207 amino acids)
Source: RefSeq, a predicted model, not a curated record
AUAGGGUAGCAAAUUGCUACAGAGAUAUCAAGAUGAUAUGGAGUUACAAAACAUCAUACUGCCGCAGGUUUUAUUUGGCAGCAUUUGCAAAUAGAAAGCAGCAAUCAUCUCUGUGGUGCUGCUCGACUAUACCUCCUAAAGAGCUAACUGAUGCGUCACUCUGUUAUACCUCUGCUGCCACUGCAGAUGAUACUAAUGCUUCUGCUGUUAUGCUUCACGACUACAAUUGCUGCUGUACUUCUACUUGCCUUAAGGAUAUAGAGAGAAGUUACACAGCAAUUGGAUUUCAGCAGCACAAAUCAUAUUGUGCUGCUACUUCUACAAGAACUGUUGCUGCACAAAACCUGUCAAAUGCAAUUGUUAUCAAAAAGGUAGUAACUGUUGGAAUCUCAUCGAGUCAAUACCCAGUGGUAUUAGCAUGUUACCAUGCUCAUUCUGGGUGUUGUUCGAGAAAUUACAUCAACUAUGCUUCAACAAGGCAAAUCUCAGGAUGCAAUAGGUGUGCAAAAUUGGAAGAACUCACUACAAAGCUCUACAUGGCAAUAGAGUUUCAUGGGACUGUUACACCUGCUAUAUUUAUACUGGGAAACGGAGAGUCGUACCUAGCUGGCUUUGUAUCAGAUGCAAAGGAAGCUCAAUGGUCAGAUGCCCUUUGAUGAUUUUAUCCAGCUGCUACUGUUGCAAAUGCCACUACUGCUACUUUUAUGCAGAAACUAGUGCUCCUACAGCUGAUAUUAAUGGAUUACUCGACUUGCCUCUUAUAGAAUUACAUGUGGAUCGACUCUAUUAUACUGCUGUAAUCCGCGACUUGGAAUGCUACUAUACUUAUCCAAGAAUGCGAACUACCUGUUAGAUCAUGUUUUAAUGAUGCAAAUAAUAUACAUGUGCAGGAAAUCAAGUUCAAGAAGUAAAGAAGACUGCUAGAAUGAUUCAUGAUGUACAAGGAAAGAAAUCAAUCAGCAUGUGAUCAGCAAAUCUGGAUUGGUCUCGUAAAUCUGGGCGCAAUCUAAUCAACGAAUCAAUCAGCAAUAACAAUGAUUAGCUGAGCUGGAAAAAAUCAAAUAAGCCUUGGACAAAGGCACGAAUCAUGGACAGAAUCACGAAAGACUAAAGGAUACGAGGAGAUCUGGGAAGCGACCACAUUUGGAAGAUCCAACAAUCAAGGAGAAAUCAAGUGAAGCAAUCCUCUGCUAAAGGAAAGCAAUCAAGAGAAGCAACGGCUUAUUCCUUAGUCUUGGAAAGAAUCAAUACUUUCCAAGGAUCAAAUAUCUUGGGUUGUCAAGCCUCUACCAUCCAUCAAAGUAUUUAUACACCCUUGUAAACCCU